CGCCUCCAUACUCUAUCUCACCAAUUCAUUCCCCCAUUCUUCUCUGCUCUUUACUCAGUAACCAAAACACCCUUACUCAUAUCCCUUUAGUCCCAUAAACCUAUACCCUUCCUACUCAUGGACACACCGUUCCCCGUAGAAGAACCCGUCACAACCGAUGACCUCCCCCGGCGUCGCAGAGGCCUCUCGCUCACCGGGUUGACCACCAAGCUCCUCCAGAAAGCCACGCAGCAGGUAGACUUUGAAGCCGGAAAUCCGUUGCGGACGUCCGAACCGCGCAGGCCCGCGGAGAAAUCUCCGAAACUCUCCAAAUCGCCGCCGCCUAACACGCCCGAACCGGUUUUCUGGAAGUACCACGUGCUACACUACGGAAAAGACUUGUAUCUCUCUACCAACCCCGGCCUCAACCACGUUUAUUGCCGCAAUGCCCCCGGAUAUUACGUCGAGGUGCUCUUUCCCGACCCUGACCCAAUGUCACGCAUGGAGCGCCGUUCCAAGGCCGGCUACCGCUUGAUCUUCAGAAAUAUGGACAGCGAUGAGGUUGUGGUGACGGUUACCAGGACACCAGCCGUCAGCGGCGGCACAUUUAUCGUUGAUGCCCCCAACUUUGAUAGCUUUGUAGACUUUAACAAGAAUUUCCAGAUCCGCUCCAUCCGAAACAUCGAGGAAAACAUGCGCGAAGACCCCGAUGAGGAGGCCUUUACCCGGAGCAACAGUGUGCGGCGAAGGGCCCCGGAACCCAUGGCGUUGGACGCGCAGAAGCGGAGUUUCCACCGCGAAGCAGUUCCUCGGCGCAUCGAAGACGAGUUUUUGGAGAAUUACUUGGAAUACAGUCGUCUCCACGGCGAAAUAGACGAGGGUUCCAGCAUCACGGACACUGCCGACUUGCCCAACUUUGAGCUAAAGCUUGAUGCAAACGCCGCGUGGAACAUCGGGGCGCGGCCCGAGUUUGGCCGAUCGGCAGUGAAGAAGCUCUUUGCCAAGCUCGAGGGCACGCCACCAGAGGUUUACGAGCAUUAUAAAAUGCAGAACGAGCACUUUACCUAUUUCUAUACCAAGCACCCCGGACUCUCGGCGACAAAUUUCCUCGUGGAUGUCCCGAAUUACUACCAGCUAAGGGAGGACGAAGAGACCCGACUGAACUUCCAGAAACGGGUGGAGGUGGUAGCAGUGUUCCGGCCCUGCGACACUGGUUUUAGCCGCAAACUCAAGCUGAAGUAUUCGAACAUGUUGAAGUCGGAUGAGAAGAAGUAUCUUAUGCCUGAGGGCGAGAUGCCAGACGAGAAAGACAGGAUGAAGUACUACCGGUUGGCCGAUGGCGUGACAGUGUCAAAUCCUGUGGAUGAUUGUCCGAAUAAGAACAAGCUCGGGUGGGUAACAGUGUUUAAUAACGAUAUUUUGAAGGAUCCAGGGAUGUUUGAAUUGGUAUUAGCAUUGACCCUUAGUGUGGGAUAUGGGCAAUAUAUUGAUUCUAUCUAAUCGACAACAUCAAUUCCAUUUAUUUUAAAACGUGGGCCAAUUAUGAUCAACGCAUAUUAAAAUACGAACCAGAAACGAAAUAUAACGAUAUAUAAAAUACCCCCUUUUUUCUUGCUACGGUUAUAGGACGCAUAUAAAAG
This is a messenger RNA of Babjeviella inositovora NRRL Y-12698, 1619 nucleotides long. RefSeq lists its product as uncharacterized. The coding region runs from base 118 to 1479 and encodes 453 amino acids. The transcript has a single exon. The record is from RefSeq and is a predicted model, not a curated record. Lineage: Eukaryota; Fungi; Ascomycota; Pichiomycetes; Serinales.